Molecule: messenger RNA, 1755 nt
Organism: Osmia lignaria (orchard mason bee)
Lineage: Eukaryota; Metazoa; Arthropoda; Insecta; Hymenoptera; Megachilidae
Source: RefSeq, a predicted model, not a curated record
AUGAAAAUCCUGCAGGCGAAUAUAAAUCAUUGCCGUUUAGCACACGACAUGCUGUUAGUUAGUGCUACAGAGAAGAUUGCAGAUCUGGUAGUGGUGGCUGAGCCGUACACCAUACCGGACAACUGGUUUAGUGACACCACGGGUAGAGCGGCAAUAUUUAUCACCAAUACAGGCUUGGCCAAGUGCAAGCAGACCACAAUUGUUGGUUGUGGAAUUGGCUACGUUGGUAUUAGCUUUAAUGGACUGGGAAUUAUAAGCGUUUAUACCACCCCGAAUGCAAAUCCCCAGGAGGUUGAAGUACAGUUCUCGGCGUUGGAAGCCCUGGUGAGGGAUUUACAGUCAUCGCACUCUAAAAUACUGAUGUUAGGGGAUUUUAAUGCUAAAUCCCCGCUGUGGGGCGCAGAUAGGUGGUGUGGGAGGGGAAAGGUCCUGUUCCAAUUGGCCACGAGCCUUGGUCUCCACCCAACGAUUGCGGUGGGAGGUGCUACAUGCGAGAGAGGGGGUGGGUCCGUCGUGGACAUCAUGCUGGGGAAUGACCUGGCACUCAGCCCUCACAUAUCGUCAGAAGUAAGUGACGAAUUUACAGGAUCUGACCAUAGGUAUGUAUGGCACUCGUUUAGGGAGAGUGACUCGGUGUACGCGGUAGAUCACGACCUUUUUGACCUUGGAAAGGGCAAAAUCGACGAGGAAAGGCUCCUUGCGGCGUUAAUUAAAAAAUAUGGCGACGAAAGCCUCGAGAGAAGGGGAAGGACCGGCACCACACACGAAGUGGACAAAUUUAUUGAAGACUUGGAGAGGCUGGUUAAUCGUUACACUACCUAUAGAAGGGCGACAUUGAGGGCCCAUAAGCCAGCUUACUGGUGGAAUGACGCCGUAGCUGUGAAGAGAAAAGAGGUUAAUAAAGCCAGGAGGAAGUAUACCCGGGCAAGGGCUAAGAACGUGACAGCGGAUACUGAGGCCGCUUAUGCAAUAUAUAAAGCAGCUAAGAAGGCCCUGAAUAGGGAGGUUAAUAAGGCGAAGAAAACCAACUGGAGGGAACUGUUAAGCGAGAUUGAUAAGGACAUAUGGGGGCGGCCCUACAAGACAGUUAUGAAGAAGUUAAAGGGCAAGACGACUAAGCCUGACGUGAUGUGUCCUGAGGAAGUAGAAGCGGUUGUGGAAAAGCUGUUCAUAUUGAAACCACCCGACGGGCAAUUACCUGUAAAUAAAGGGUUAGAGAUCAAUUCAGUAGAGACUGCUGGGGUUGGAUACUUACAUGACUCAUCGUACUUACCUGCGGGUGAGAGUGGGCGGAGGCUACCUGAAAUUGGAGAAGAAGGGGAAGAAGUAGGUGGAGAUAGGGAAGGAGGAGUUGCUGAGGAGGUAUCUACACAUUCAUACGCACAUACAUACAUACAUACACUUGCACACGUACACACACAUCCACAGUCGCACUCACCGGUAUACUUACCUGCGCCAAGUUCCGAAACUGGAUCGGGAAUCGAGCGAGAUAGGAGAGGGCAGAACUUCUCCGAGGGCCCACAAACAACGAGCGAGGUGGACAAGGUUACCCCGGGUGAAGUGUAUUUACUGGCAAAGAGGUUAUCCGCUAAAAAGGCCCCGGGUCCGGAUAAAAUUUCAUCAGCGGUGACGAAGAAAUUCGCCAUGGGAGCCUCCAGGUGGCUGGCGCACAUAUUCACCACCUGCUUCAGGAGGGGCUAUUGGCCUGUUAGAUAUAAUGUUCGCGAGGCGUGUUCGAUCACGGUUCUGGGAUAA